AUGGACAGCCAUGUUAAUUUAAAGCCAAAAAUAUCUAAACAAAUCCAAAACGACUAAAAGAAAUAGUUUUACUCAGAUGAUGAUGCUGAAAUAACUCCUAAAAGGCCAAUGAUUGCCAAACCCUCUAAAUUCUCAAAAGGAGAAGCGUAACAAUACUAAACUGAUGACUCUGAUAACACACCUCUUAAGUUAUCUUCACCGAAAUCACCUAAAGGAUAAAAUAAAUUAUCAAAAUUUAAGUAAAAGGAGAAUCAUAUAGAAAAAGAUUCUGAUAUUUAAUUUGACUCCAGCGAGAAUGAAAAUAAAGAAAAACCUUAAAAUCGUUAGAAUCAUCAACAAGCUGAUAAUUAUGACAUUUAGGAGAUGUCAAGAUAAAUGGAAUUAAAAUAUCAAACUCCUAAACAAGCAUAUUAGCAUCCUCCUAUCUAUAAGUCAAAUUCCACCAAGUUAGUUAUAACAAAGAAUCUCAACAUUAAAGAACAUCCUUUUAGACAUUUAGUAUAUGGCAAAAACAUUAAUUAAAAUGACUUCUUAAGAUUUUUAUAAAUAGUAUAGAGUGGAUUGUUAUAUGCACGCAAUUCAUUAAAAGCUCCAUCAAAUAUAUUUCUGAGAAGCAGAUAUAUUAGACUGAAGGAGCCAAAUCAAAAAAAGUCAAAACUUUUAAUUCUUGAUUUAGAUGAAACUCUAAUUCAUAUUACAAUUACUCUCUAAGAUGACGAUGAAGAGAGAUUUGAUUUAUGUUUCAAUGUCAGGCCGUUUUGCAAUGAAUUUUUAAAGGAAAUGUCUAAGUAUUACAACAUUCACUUAUUUACAGCUUCCUCAGAACUUUAUGCUAAUGCUAUUGUCAAUCAUUUGGAUCCUAAAAGAUAGUAUAUCAAUGAAAUUUUGUGCAGAAACAAUUGCUUUGAAACCAAAAAUGGGUUUUUUAUUAAGGAUUUAAGAAUCAUUACAAACAGAACUCUUAAAGAUAUAGUGAUAGUUGAUAAUCUGCCUCAUUCUUUUGGAUUAUAAUUAGAAAAUGGGAUUCCCAUUUUAGAAUAUCUAGACGAUUAAAAAGAUGAAGAAUUGAAAUUGUUGCAACAUUAUUUAAUCAAACUAAGUAAGGAAGAUGAUGUAAGACUUUUUAAUAAAUAAAACUUAAAAUUACUUGAUUUAGUUGAAUAUAAACUAAAUAUCUGA
Messenger RNA from Paramecium tetraurelia, 1179 nucleotides. RefSeq lists its product as uncharacterized. The record is from RefSeq and is a predicted model, not a curated record. The transcript is spliced from 3 exons. NCBI's taxonomy places the organism in Eukaryota, Ciliophora, Oligohymenophorea, Peniculida, Parameciidae. Gene Ontology annotation, molecular function: phosphoprotein phosphatase activity.